AGCGGUUCCCUCCACAACUUACCUUUCAAGCCUUCCCGUUCAUCUCGCUGAGAGAAGAGCUCCAGACUUCCUAGUGAUGGACCCCAACUGUAACUGCGCCAACGGUGGCUCCUGCACCUGCGGGGACUCCUGCAAAUGCAAAUCGUGCUCCUGUACCUCUUGUAAGAAAAGCUGCUGCUCCUGCUGUCCAGUGGGAUGUGCCAAGUGUGCCCAGGGCUGUGUCUGCAAAGCCCCCCAGACUGAGAGUUGCAGCUGCUGCCACUGAUGCUCCCACCUCCUUAUGCCUGUAGAUAGAAGAAGCUUGUCUGUUUUCAUGCUCCAUGAAUGUUUUUCUACUUUUUUCCUCUGAAAUGUGUAAAUGAAAAUAAACUUAUCUGAUAACCUUUCUAUAUAUAUAUAUA
Messenger RNA from Gracilinanus agilis (Agile Gracile Mouse Opossum), 401 nucleotides. Its product is annotated as metallothionein-1E-like. Gene Ontology annotation, molecular function: metal ion binding. The transcript is spliced from 3 exons. The coding region runs from base 77 to 265 and encodes 62 amino acids. Lineage: Eukaryota; Metazoa; Chordata; Mammalia; Didelphimorphia; Didelphidae. The record is from RefSeq and is a predicted model, not a curated record.